AUGUCUACCUCCAUCCCAACAACUCAGACUGCUGUUCAAAUCAACUCCCACGGCGGCCCCGAGGUCGUCGAAAUCAACACAUCCGCCCCAGUCCCCACCCCGUCUCCCACUGAGCUCCUCAUCAAGAAUGAAUUCGCUGGCAUUAAUUACAUUGACACGUACUUCCGCAGCGGCCUUUACCCCGUUCCCAAGUUCCCUUACACUCUCGGCCGUGAAGCCGAAGGCACCAUCGUUUCCGUCGGCGCCGAAGUAAAAGACUUCAAGGUCGGCGACCGCAUCGCCUACCUUGCCGCUGAUACACAGGCCGAAUAUACUGUCGCUGCGCCUCUACAUGCCACGCACAUCCCCGAAAGCCUUGCUCCGGGUCUUGCCGCAGCCUCGAUGAUUCAAGGCCUUACAGCGCUAACGCUCGUACGUGAGAGUUACGAGGUCAAGAAGGGCGACUACAUCCUUGUCCAUGCUGCGGCCGGCGGUGUUGGACUCUGGCUCUGCCAAAUCCUCCGUAUCAUUGGCGCACACACGAUUGCGACAGCAUCUACGACUGAGAAGUUGGAGCUUGCCAAGGAGAAUGGCGCGGAACACUUGAUCAACUACAGCAGCGAGGACUGGGUCGCGCAGACAUUGAAGAUCACCGAGGGGAAGGGAGUUGCCGCGGUAUUUGAUGGCGUUGGAAAAAGCACUUUUGAAGGCGAUCUUCAGGUGCUUGCCAGGAAAGGAUCAUUAGUGUCGUUUGGUAAUGCGAGUGGUGCGGUACCGCCAUUUGCAAUUGCGAGGUUGUCGGCGAAGAACUUGAAAGUUUUGAGGCCACAGCUAUUUGGAUAUAUCGCAACGAGAGAGGAGUUUGAUACAUACACACAGGAGAUUUUCGGGUGGAUUAAAGAGGGUAAGGUAGAUGUUAGAAUCCACAAGGUGUACCCUUUGAGGGAUGUGAGGAAAGCCCAGGAAGACAUCGAGAGCAGGAAGACGACGGGUAAGUUGAUUCUUAAGAUCUAA
Morchella importuna is the source of this 993-nucleotide messenger RNA. RefSeq lists its product as uncharacterized. The transcript is spliced from 4 exons. Gene Ontology annotation, molecular function: zinc ion binding; quinone reductase (NADPH) activity. Bases 1 to 993 code for a protein of 330 amino acids. NCBI's taxonomy places the organism in Eukaryota, Fungi, Ascomycota, Pezizomycetes, Pezizales, Morchellaceae. Gene Ontology annotation, biological process: cellular response to oxidative stress. The record is from RefSeq and is a predicted model, not a curated record. Gene Ontology annotation, cellular component: cytoplasm.